Achroia grisella is the source of this 2337-nucleotide messenger RNA. RefSeq lists its product as uncharacterized. NCBI's taxonomy places the organism in Eukaryota, Metazoa, Arthropoda, Insecta, Lepidoptera, Pyralidae. Gene Ontology annotation, molecular function: protein kinase C binding; K63-linked polyubiquitin modification-dependent protein binding; zinc ion binding. Gene Ontology annotation, cellular component: amphisome; aggresome. The record is from RefSeq and is a predicted model, not a curated record. The coding region runs from base 379 to 2337 and encodes 652 amino acids. The transcript is spliced from 14 exons. Gene Ontology annotation, biological process: mitophagy; aggrephagy; endosome organization.
UAAUAUAGGUAGUUUUAUUUAUUUUACUCGUUAUUCGUCGUUAUUUUAUUUUCUUGGGAUUAUGAGAAGACCUAACAGAUUUUGCGAAAUUUGUGGUGUUCGUAAAACAAAUAAUUAUGUAUUUUUAGCUAGAUUUCCUACAGAUCAAAACCGAUGUCGCGCAUGGAUAAAGGCUGUAGGCGAUGAAAGUUUGGUUAAUUACCCUAUAAAGUAUCUCCAUGAAAUGAAAUUUGUAUGUGGCCAACAUUUUUCAUCAAAACAAUUUACCAAAAAAGGAUUUAGAAAAAGAUAACAAGCAAAUAUACAGACACACUUUUACAAUAUUAUUUUUACUGUUGUAUUUGGCGAUCGUGUUACCAAGUGAAAUUGUUAGUAAAAAUGUCAGUAAAAAACAAUACUAAGGAACUUAGACGGAAAUGUUUCAAAUGUGGCUGUUCACCAUUUGACGAUGCAAACAUUAAAUUGUAUCGUUUCCCGAAGCCCGGAACAACCAACUCACUUCGUUGUGUAUCAUGGGCAAAAUACUGUUUUCCUAACAGGGACUGCCACCUAUCAAAAUUGCAUUCUAAACUGUAUACAGAACACAGAAUGCUUUGUAACAAACAUUUUAAAGAUACCUCUUUCAUUGACUACCCGACCUCAAUGAAGAUUCUCAGACGAUUUGCUGUUCCGGAGGAUGAUAACGAUGGAGUAGAUCUGGAUGAAUGUUCUAAUCAAGGACAGUCUUCAGGAAGUAGACCCUUUCAUACGGAACACAAUUAUUUCAAUCCACUGAAAGGCGUUUCAGAUGUACAGAGUAUUACACUAACAGUUAACGCCGAUACAGAUAGCAUUGUACACAAAGAAAAAUAUAAUGAAGUGAUCCAACAUCAUAAAGGGAAGUUAAGUCUGGAGUUCUUUGACGAAUGGACAAAAACCACAGACCAACAGUUUCAAGGUAGAACUCUCUCAGAAAGCGAGGAGCGAAGCCGUGUGGUCUUUACUGCAAAUGCAGAUACACAGACAGAGGAAAUACAGCGCGAGCCGGCGUUAUUCUCAUGGCAGGCGGAUAGUUCGAUCGUAUGCGAUGAAGAUGUAGUAGAAUCAUGCACAGAUGCAUGGCAAGAAGAAGAUCUAUCGAUGUAUAAUGAUGAUAAACCAAACACAGAUAAUAAAAGUGAAGAUGUAUACAGAAAUCAGCCUCAGAUACACGAAGGCUACAAGUGCAAUGAUUGUAAUAGUGGCAUAUCAGGUUUCAGGUACACGUGCGUGCAGUGCGAGGACUACGACUUGUGCGAAGCGUGCGAGGCGAGCCGCGGCCACUCACACCACUACAUGCUGCGGGUGCCGGGGCCCAGGCCGCAGGGAGAAGUAAAAUUAAUAUUGGAUACAAUUAGGAAGAUAUUAAAUGAGUCAAUGGUAGAUAUUAACAAUGAGUUAUUAAAUAGCAUAAAGGACGAAGCAGAUGAGACAGUCAAUGAACAGGAUCCUUUGGAAGGUCUUACCACACAUCCUGUCUCACCAGACUGUACCCAAUCUUCACAUGUUGGAACAUUGAACAUGGAUAUAGACUUAACUGAUGAUGCGGCAGCCGCUCAUUCUAAGGAAGCCCCUAAUAAAGAUCACAACAUAAGGAAUCCGGAGGCGUUUGAAGAUAAGAAUAUUAGUGCUCCAAAUAAUAUUGAUGAUAGUGACAGUGAAAAUAUGGAAGAAAUGUGGUUAGACGAAGACUUCGAUACGUAUGAUAUUGAAAACGACAUGACCCAACCGAAAACAACUGAAUACGUAUCUGAAACUGAUAAUAAUAAUUCUGCCAAUAGUUUUAUGCCAUUACAAAAUACAAGUUUAAAAUCCAAAGCGAAUACUGAACGGGGAGUUAUAAAGAUCAAGUGCGUCAAAUCGAAGACUGUGCAAGAUGCAAAGAAAUGUUUUGUGGUUGUUAAAGACGUUUUUAAAAAUAUGAAGCCUAGUCAGGUUUCUAAAUUAAAAAUUAAAGAUAUCGAAUGCAAAAUAAGCAGUCAAGAUAUUGAAAAACAAAUACCAUUCGUUUCUUAUAAAAAUCGUAAACUACCUUUAAGUGUUGCCAUUAAUACGAACAGCACUCAUGUUGUAAACAAUAAUAUUACAUUUAUGAGUGCAAAUGCAAGUGGAGUAGGUAUAAAAAAUGUUACUCCACAUGCAAAUAGAAGUCAAACUAUACAAAACAUUACACCAUUUAGUACGAAUAGCAGCCAUAAUGUUUCAAAAAAGGUUAUUUCCAUUAGUAAUACUCAUAGAGUUGCAAUAUUAAAAAAAAAUAUUAAACUAGCUCCUACCCAUAGACAUAGAUCAAACAACACGAGUGAUAGUACGAGAUAG